This is a messenger RNA of Schizosaccharomyces octosporus yFS286, 406 nucleotides long. RefSeq names its product 40S ribosomal protein S30. Gene Ontology annotation, biological process: translation. Lineage: Eukaryota; Fungi; Ascomycota; Schizosaccharomycetes; Schizosaccharomycetales; Schizosaccharomycetaceae. The record is from RefSeq and is a predicted model, not a curated record. Bases 74 to 259 code for a protein of 61 amino acids. Gene Ontology annotation, molecular function: structural constituent of ribosome. Gene Ontology annotation, cellular component: ribosome; cytosolic small ribosomal subunit. The transcript is spliced from 3 exons.
UGUGACUGUUUUUUUGGGUUGCUCGAGAAAGGUAAUAUGUGGUAGUAUGGAUCAUCCAGCCACUACCAACAACAUGGGAAAAGUUCACGGAUCGCUCGCUCGUGCAGGAAAGGUAAAAUCUCAAACCCCCAAGGUUGAGAAGCAAGAAAAGCCCAAGCAACCCAAGGGCCGUGCUUACAAGCGUCUUCUUUACGUUCGCCGCUUCGUUAAUGUUACCAACAUGGCUGGUGGCAAGAGAAGAAUGAACCCUUCUUCUUAAGCGGAGAACCAAACUUAGGGCUUAGUUACUAAGAUUCCUUUGCAUAUUUUACGAAAUGAGUUGAAUAAAAGUAUCUGCUCACCGUUUUUUAGAUUUUCUUUGUGUAGCUUAUUUUGGGUAUCUUCAACGAUGUAGCCGGUAGAUAAA